Molecule: messenger RNA, 347 nt
Organism: Helianthus annuus (common sunflower)
Lineage: Eukaryota; Viridiplantae; Streptophyta; Magnoliopsida; Asterales; Asteraceae
Product: auxin-repressed 12.5 kDa protein
Exons: 2
Coding region: 36-347 (103 amino acids)
Source: RefSeq, a predicted model, not a curated record
AAUACCUAAACUAAAUCAAAACCGAAACAGACAACAUGGUUUUGUUUGAUCAAAUGUGGGAUGAGGUUGUGGCUGGACCACAACCUAACCGUGGGCUCGGCAAGCUCCGUAAACUCGCCACCUUUUCCGGCAGAGAAGAGGGAAGUAGCAGUCACCCAGGGUCUCUUUCAAUGCCAUCUAGCCCAACCACACCAGGGACUCCAACAAGUACAUCUCCCACAGGUGCGCGUAAGGAAAACGUCUGGAGGAGCGUUUUCAACCCUGGAAGUAAUAGUGCCACCAAGGAUAUUGGAUCUAAGCGCUUCGACAAUACUAAUCCAGGAUCUCCCACCGUUUAUGAUUGGUAA